UCUCUCCCCCACCUCCCUCCAAAAGGGAAACGAGACGAAGCUCCAUGUUUAUCAAUGUGAACGUUUCCAAUUCUUGAAGCUGCCCAGUCGAACAUGGCUGCGACAUUAGCUCUUACCUGUUCUUGCAAGGCCAUCGAUCAUCAGAAUCCCUCACCAAGAAGAGCAAAAGGUUCCAACACAAUCCAGAAACGUGACCCCACCAUCAAGCAAAGAGCCUCCGAACCAGCUCGUAUCAAAAAAUAUCAAGCGAAGACAGUAAAAACUUCGAAUAGAUCACAAGAGUUGUCACUCAUACAUGCGCUUUGUUCAUACGUGGAUUAUGGGUCUAUGAAACAUGCACUCAAUCUGUUUGAGAAUAUGGAUAAAUCAGAUAGCUUUGUUUGGAAUGUGAUAAUCAGGGGAUUGACUAAUAAUGGGUUUUUUCAAGAAGCGAUUGAUUUCUAUGAUCGAAUGCAAUUUUCUGGUGUUCAUCCCGACAAUUUCACUUUCCCAUUUGUGAUAAAAGCGUGUGGCGAGUCAUUGGCAUAUGUGGAAGGCAUGAAAGUUCACUCGAAGCUGCUCAAAGUUGGAUUGGAUUUGGAUCUUUAUAUUUGUAAUUCUCUUAUCAUAAUGUAUGCAAAGCUUGGGUAUAUUCAGCUUUCUGAGAGAGUGUUUGGGGAGAUGGGUAUUAGGGACUUGGUUUCAUGGAAUUCAUUGAUAAGUGCGUAUGUUUUGGUUGGUGACGGUUGGAGCUCACUUAUGUGUAUGCAGGAAAUGCAGGCAUUUGGAGUGAGAACUGACAGAUUCACAAUGAUAGGUGCUCUUGGCGCUUGUACCCUUGAGUGUUCUUUGCUCUGUGGAAAGGAAAUCCACGGGCAAGUGAUCAGGAGGGGAUUUGAAUUGGAUUCCAUGGUUCAGACAUCACUGAUCAAUAUGUAUGGAAAAUGUGGUGUAGUGAAUUAUGCAGAGAGGUUGUUUGAGGGGAUCUCUCAGAAAAGCAUUGUUGUUUGGAAUACUAUGGUUGGAGGGUAUGCUCAAAAUGGGCUGCCACUUGAGUCAUUUGCCUGCUUGGAAAAAAUGCGCUACAGUGAUAGCUUUGAGUUUGAUGAGAUCACAAUGAUAAACUUGCUCCCUGCUUGUGCACAGUUGGGGGCAAUCUUGCAUGGUAAAUCAAUCCAUGCUCUCACCAUUAGAAAAGGGUUUCUUCCUCAUUGUGUACUGGAGACUGCUCUAAUUGACAUGUAUGGAACAUGUGGGGAGAUGAAACCUUCUGAACGCAUAUUUGCUCGAAUGAGGGAUCGAAAUCUGAUAUCAUGGAAUGCCAUGAUUGCUGCUUAUGUGCAUAAUGGGCAGAAUAGAGUAGCCUUGGAAGUAUUCCAGGACCUUUGGAAUGAGCCUCUCGAACCAGAUGCCAUGACAAUCACAAGCGUUCUACCUGCCUAUGCUGAGAUAGCCUUGCUGAGGGAGGGAAAGCAAAUCCACACUUACAUCAUAAAAGUUCAACUGAGUUCCAACACCUUCAUCAUGAAUUCAAUUGUGUACAUGUAUGCAAAGUGUGGGGAUCUCCGGGCUGGACGGGAAAUAUUUGAUGGGAUAUUGUUUAAAGAUGUUAUUUCGUGGAACACAAUCAUUAUGGCAUAUGCCAUUCAUGGAAUGGGGUCAAUUUCUAUUGAAUUGUUCUCUGAGAUGAGGGAGAAGGACAUUAAACCUAAUUUCAGUACCUUUGUGUCCCUUUUAUCAGCCUGUAGCAUUGCUGGCAUGAUGGAUGAAGGAUGGGAAUACUUCAAUUCUAUGAGAAGUGGCUAUGGAGUUGAUCCAGGAAUAGAGCACUAUGGUUGUAUGCUUGAUCUUCUUGGUCGCACUGGAAAUCUUGACCAAGCUAAGUGUUUUAUUGAUGAAUUGCCAUUGACUUCGACUGCCAGAAUAUGGGGUUCUCUCCUUGCUGCAAGUAGGCACCACAGAAACAUAGAGCUGGCUGAACUUGCAGCUUGUCAUAUUUCAUCCUUGGAACAUGAUAAUACUGGAUGCUAUGUCUUGCUUUCUAAUAUGUAUGCCGAAGUUGGGAGAUGGGAAGACAUAGAACGGAUUAAAUUUCUUAUGAGGAACCAAAGGUUAGAGAAAAUCACUGGAUGCAGCAUACUGGAAACCAACAAUAGGACUUACAGAUUCACCAAUCACGAUAGGUCCCAUGUCGAUUCGAAUGUGAUAUAUGAGGUGUUAGACAUUAUUUUGAGGAAGAUAGGGGAAGAACUAUGUUCUUAUGAAGUCUCCAAAACCAAACCACCAGAUUUGGCAAGAAGAAGAGCAAACUCGACAAAGUACCACAGUGUGAGAUUAGCAAUUUGUUACGGGUUGAUUUCCACAUCCCUUGGAAACCCUAUUCUUGUAAGGAAGAAUACUAGAAUCUGUGAGAAGUGCCAUAGUGCUGCAAAGAAGAUUUCAGAAUUUACUAACAGAGAGAUAGUAGUGGGAGAUUCGAAGAUAUAUCAUCACUUCAGGGAUGGGCAUUGUUCAUGUGGAGAUUACUGGUGACUAUAAUUAAUACACAAUGAUGAAAACCAUCCAG
Ilex paraguariensis (yerba mate) is the source of this 2545-nucleotide messenger RNA. NCBI's taxonomy places the organism in Eukaryota, Viridiplantae, Streptophyta, Magnoliopsida, Aquifoliales, Aquifoliaceae. The record is from the annotation of a GenBank genome assembly.